AUGGCGACCACAUGGAGAGAAACCGAAACCCUCGAUUUUUUGGACGUUUUGUCGGAAAUAACAAGAGAUCAAGUUGGUAAGUGACUUAAAAACAUCAGCCAAGCUCCUUUACUAUGCAAUAGCGUAUGUAUUUCAGCUAUUUACAUCAUUAAUAAGCCUUAGUUUAUAUAUUAUAAUAUUAUUUUAUAUGUGUACAGGUAUAGUCUAUGGUUAUGGUUAAUAUUGUAGUUGUGUAUUACAGUAUGGUUAAUAUUGUAGUUGUAUAAUCAGGGAUGGAUUUACUGGGGGGUGCUAUUUUUCAUAAUAAAGCAGAACAAAUAUUAAAGACAAAAUGAAAUACACUAAUUUGAGUAGUAAUAUGAUAAUAGUAACAUGGAGGCUAUUUUUAACUAGAUUGCCAGAAGCCCGGAAUACUGAUUAUACCGUUGUUGUAUGUUGAUAGGCGGACGGUGCACAUGACCAACACCACUCGAUACCAGGGCUGGCAGAGCACCCCCCCCCCCUACCAAAUCAUGCCGGAUCCAUCCCUGAUUAUAAUACUUAGUUGAGACAAUUAUCACUCAUGUUCGUUUGCAUAACCCUUUCCUUUUGAAUGGAGAAGUAAUUAUUCAUCUUGUCGCUCUUUCCUUUUUUUGCCCUAAAGACAGGGAAGAAGUAGACAGUGGAAAUAUUGUAGAUGAGCAAACUCAGCAAAGUUCAGAUAGUCCUGAAAUUAGUGAAGAUGAUAGUGCGGCUAAUGACCCAGAUUAUAUAUGUGAGCCAGACCAGCUGCCUGAACCUGAUGAUUUGAGUGAUGAUCUUCCAUCCGUAACGGAACUUACUGAGCUAACACAUCAACCACACAAUCUUAUCAGUGGAGAUAAUCAAGAUGAUAGUGUAGAUGAUCCUGCUGUAAGCAUAUUUAAAUUCUAGACAUGUGGCGGUAUUUUGCAGCAUUUAACAACAUGAGGAACUGAAACUUACCUGACUGUCAUAUUAUUUUUAGGCUGUAAAUAAAAAACCUUCAAAAAGGCAGAAAGUGUCAAAGCCUGACACAUGGCAGCAAAAUCUUCCAAAAGCUCAACGUCUAAAGGGUAAAUCCUACACUAACCUUCAAGGUAAAGAGCAGAAAGAAAGGGUGAUUGGUCCACCAUGUUCAUCAGGAUGCUGUCAAAAGUCAUCCUUGCGCCACUGUCAGUCUUUCACUGAGGAGCAAAGACUUUGGAUUUUCAACAAAUUUUGGUCGAUGAACACAUGGGCAAAACGACGGUUGUACAUACAGACGCUUGUUGAAAAGGUAAUCAAUUUCGGAAUGGUUGAACAAAGUUAUCUUGACUAUUAAUUUGUUAUUUCAAUGCUAUUAAAAAAUAAUUAACCGGAUGAAUUAUUAAUUUCUUUAAUUAUUCACUGAAAGUGAGGUGAUUAUCGGUGAAUAAAAACCGAGACAAAGUUAAGGUUUUUAUUCAUGAUAAUCACCUUGCUAUGGGUGCACCGGAAACUGGUUCCGGCCGGUUAGUUCCUGUUCCUGCCGUAACUGAAAGAUUAGUUUUGGUGCACCGCUACACUUCGCCUUCGGCGAAUAAUUGUUUUAGUUAUAAUUAUAGGUGAUUAUUUGAAAAAAAAACAAACAAAUUAAUACACAUUUCUUUGUCAUUUAAUUCACAAAACGGCUUCGGCCGCCAUUUUAAAAAUUGCUUAGGUGAUUAUCGCGUUAUAAUCACCUGAGCAGCAACCAAUCAGCAUGCAGAAUUUUCAAUAAUCACCUAUGUAAUUAUACUUAUUCAGGUUAAUGUAAAGCAAAGAAAGGCUGAACAUGCAGGCCCAUCUCGUAGAAGUUCUUCCUUUCAGUACAAAUUGAAGCUUUCAGAUGGAAGUGCAAAGUUGGUCUGUAAAAGGUUCUUUGCGUCAACAUUUGGGAUGCCAGCACGCACAAUUGCUUCCUGGUUGAAGGAACCUACUCAACCAUUGAAAAAAAAGAGCCCCAAAAGUGGUGAGUAUAUAUGUACAGUAUGUGCAUGUAGAUUACGCUUAACCCAUUAAGCUGCAGAGCUUCCACUUUGACGAGUAAAAUCGUCUGGCGUUGGACAAGUAAAAAAAUAAGUAGGGCGCAUUGAGGCUCAAUGGGUUAAUGUGAAAGUUACUCAACCAGUUCUGUUGUUCUUUAAUGAAGGUAAAACAGUCCCCAUUGCUGAGUCCGACCAAACCUUUUUGAAUGAGUGGUUAGGGAAACUGCCAACUGUUCCCUCUCAUUAUUGUCGUAACACUCCCUCGUAUCAAAACAAGAAAUUCCUCGAACCAGACGUCACUAUUAGUGGUCUUCACACUGAGUACAAGAAGGCUGCAGCCGCUGCUGGGAAACGAGUAAUCAAUGUUAAAACAUUCAACGAAACAUUUCACAACUUAAAUUACUCAGUGUUUAGACCAAGGAAGGACCAAUGUGACACUUGUGUUGGUGCAAAGUACGGAAAUCGGAGUGAAGCAGAUUAUUUGGCGCACAUCAAGAAUAAAGAUGCAGCCAGAGCUGAGAAGACGAAGGACAAAGAAAAUGCCAGUACAAAGAAAUCAGUGUGGACGUUGGACACCCAAGCUGUUCUGAUAUGUCCCAAGGCGAAUGCCAGCGCCCUUUACUAUAAAACCAAGCUGCAGGUCCAUAACCUCAGUUUCUAUAACCUGCAGAGUCAUGAAGGUUAUUGUUAUGUGUGGGAUGAGACGGAGGGUAACCUUAGCGCUGAAAUGUUUACCCACAUACAGUACCAGCACUUUGACGACUUCCUUGCUACACAUUCUGAAAUUAAGGAACUAACUGUCUGGAGUGAUGGUUGUUGCUACCAAAACCGGAAUGUUACACUGGGUAAUGCAUACCUGGAUCUGGCCAGGAAACGUGGUGUCAAAAUCAUUCAGAAGUUCCUGGUGGUGGGACAUACGCAAAUGGAAGUUGACAGUAUGCACGCCGUGAUUGAAAGGAAGAUACCAGCUAAUGUCUACACCCCUCGUGAUUACAUGGUCAUCAUGGAAUGUGCUAGAAGCAGACCAUCACCGUAUGUUGUUAAGUCUGUCCACCACAAUGACGUGUUGCAAUUAGAUGGUAGUUACUUUGGAAGCAUCAGGCCUGGCAAGAAAACGGGCGACCCUACAGUGAAUCAGCUUCGAGCAAUUGAAUACAACCCCGAUGCUACAAUAAGAGCCAAAUUGAGCUUUUCUGAUGAUUCGGAAUGGAUCGAUUUACCACAACGGAUCCACAUUCCAGAUGUACCACUAACCUGGAUCCCUGUGUUUCAGUCUCGGAUUCCAAUAUCAUCGAGGAAGUACAAUGACCUUCAAUCCAUGAAGUGUGUGUUGCCUCAAUGGGCACAUGAUUUCUAUAACAUGUUGCCACAUAUCUAACAACCAAAUUAACUCCACAUGUCUUGAAAAAAAACGUUUAGUUACAUUUAUAAAACAUUGCAAAACUGCCUAUGUCACAUCAUUUGGGUAGUAUAAAUGCCUAAGUCAGGUUUAACACACAUUAACACUACACUGGAACUUUUACAGUGUUUCACAUUUUCUGCUUUUCUUUUUGUUAUACAUGUUUAGAAGAACUAUAAUAAAAUAGCAACUUUCGAAUGUUUCC
Paramuricea clavata is the source of this 3589-nucleotide messenger RNA. The record is from the annotation of a GenBank genome assembly. NCBI's taxonomy places the organism in Eukaryota, Metazoa, Cnidaria, Anthozoa, Malacalcyonacea, Plexauridae.